Molecule: messenger RNA, 764 nt
Organism: Talpa occidentalis (Iberian mole)
Lineage: Eukaryota; Metazoa; Chordata; Mammalia; Eulipotyphla; Talpidae
Gene: TNFSF14
Product: TNF superfamily member 14
Exons: 4
Coding region: 1-705 (234 amino acids)
Biological process (GO): immune response
Cellular component (GO): membrane
Molecular function (GO): tumor necrosis factor receptor binding
Source: RefSeq, a predicted model, not a curated record
AUGGAGGAGACUGUGGUCCAGCCCUCGGUGUUUGUGGUGGAUGGACAGACCAACAUCCCCUUCACGAGGCUGGGGCCCAGAAAAGGGAAACAGAGCUGCAGUGCUGCCCAGCUGAGCCUGGGCCUCCUGCUGCUGCUACUGCUGGCCGGGAUGGCCGUCCAGGGCUGGUUUCUGAUGCAGCUACACGUGCGCGUGGGCGAGAUGGCCAGGCCCCUGCCGGAUGGAGAGCUGGGACCCCAGAAGCAGCUGACACAUGACCAGACUUAUCUGCAGAACAAACCAGCGGCACAUUUGACAGGAGCCAACUUAAGCACAGAGGGCCCGGUGCUGUGGGAGACGCAGCGGGGACUGGCCUUCUUGAAGGACUUCAGCUACCGCAAUGGCUCCCUGGUGGUGCAGCACGCCGGCUACUACUACAUCUACUCCAAGGUGCAGAUGGCCGACAAUAACUGCCCAAAUUAUGCCCUGUCCAUCACCCAUGCCCUCCACUUGCGCACACCCCGCUACCCUGAGGAGCUGGAGCUGCUGGUCAAUGUGCAGUCACACUGUCGGACAGCCAAGCCCCACACCUGGUGGCACAGCAGCAACCUGGGCGGCGUGGUGUACUUGGAGGCUGGAGAUGAGCUGCUUGUCCACAUAAAGGCCAACAGGGUGAUCGGGCUGAGAGACAGCUCCCGGUCCUACUUCGGGGCUUUCAUGCUGUGAGGACGGCACAAUGGCCGAUGGACUAGGGGUCUGAGAACUUGCAGGGGCAACCUCCGGAU